Messenger RNA from Salvia hispanica, 1827 nucleotides. RefSeq names its product CMP-sialic acid transporter 2-like. Gene Ontology annotation, cellular component: Golgi membrane. The record is from RefSeq and is a predicted model, not a curated record. Lineage: Eukaryota; Viridiplantae; Streptophyta; Magnoliopsida; Lamiales; Lamiaceae. Gene Ontology annotation, biological process: pyrimidine nucleotide-sugar transmembrane transport. Gene Ontology annotation, molecular function: pyrimidine nucleotide-sugar transmembrane transporter activity.
GUAUAAAUAGUUUUUCUCCCAAUCGCCAGCAUAGUUUGAACAUAACUUGAGAUCCAGACGCAAAGGGGCUCUCUCCGAAAUCCUUUGAAUUGAAGCCUCUUUUGCUACAUUCAAACGCAAAUUUACUUUUGUGCGCAUUUCCGCGGUGUUUUUGAUCCGGCAAUUGGAUCUGUUAGCGGAGCCUCGGCCAGAUCUAAGCCGCUUUUGAUCUCCGCCCGAAUCAGAACCAUCUUGUAGCUGUAGUCACAGGUUGAAUUUUCAUAGCUGGCCUUUGGGGUUGGCUAAUGAAGAACGGGAUGAUAGAGUGCAGUGCCUGUCAUUCCAAAAUAGCUAAUCCAUCCAGUAAGGCUGUUGCACGAGCUUAUGACCGACAUAGGAGCAAGGUAUCAUCAAAGCAGCGUGCGCUUAACUUCUUAUUAGUUGGCGGUGAUUGUGUACUUGUUGGUUUCCAGCCUAUUUUGGUUUAUAUGUCAAAGGUGGAUGGCCGCUUCAAGUUUAGUCCGAUUAGUGUCAACUUUUUGACAGAGCUUGCAAAAGUUCUUUUUGCAAUCACAAUGCUUUUGUUCCAGGCUAGGCGGCAGAAAGUUGGUGAAAAGCCGCUUCUCUCACUUUCAACAUUUAUGCAGGCUGCUCGCAACAAUAAACUUCUCGCAGUUCCAGCCCUACUUUAUGCUAUAAAUAACUACCUGAAGUUUACUAUGCAGCUAUAUUUCAACCCCGCGACAGUAAAAAUGUUGAGCAAUUUAAAGGUUUUGGUAAUUGCUGUACUUCUCAAGUUCAUCAUGAAACGCCGAUUUUCAAUAAUUCAGUGGGAGGCUCUUGCUUUGCUGCUGAUUGGGAUUAGUAUAAAUCAACUAAAAUCCAUGCCAGAGGGUACCACUACUUUGGAUCUCCCCAUUACAACUGCUGCAUAUGUGUGCACACUGAUAUUUGUAACAGUUCCUUCUAUGGCCUCUGUCUUCAAUGAAUAUGCCCUCAAAAGCCAAUAUGACACGAGCAUAUAUCUUCAGAACUUAUUUUUGUAUGGAUACGGAGCUAUCUUCAACUUUCUUGGAAUCCUCGGAACCGUUGUUUUUAAAGGUCCCGACAAUUUCAAUAUAUUUGAAGGACAUUCAAAAGCUACUAUGUUUUUGAUAUGUAACAAUGCUGCACAAGGAAUUCUAUCCUCCUUUUUCUUCAAAUAUGCUGACACGAUCUUGAAGAAGUAUUCAUCGACUGUUGCAACAAUAUUUACAGGCAUAGCAUCUGCUGCUUUGUUUGGUCAUACUUUGACCAUAAACUUUUUGUUAGGGAUUUCAGUUGUUUUCAUUUCAAUGCAUCAGUUCUUUUCACCUUUUGCAAAACCCAAAGAUGAAGAACAAAAUGGGAUGGUAGAAAGAACUGAUGUACAAGAUAAACAUAGGUCAAGGGAUUCAUCCUUCAUAAAUAUGGCUGCAGGAGCUAAUGAAGAGGCUACUCACCAUGUUGGACCUGAUGAAAGACAACCUCUUCUUCCCAAAUGAAAAUCUAGUCCAUUGGUUGUCUCCUUAGCACUUAUCGCACGGCCACAGUAAAGCGUAGAAGAGAAGAUAACGCUAUGUUGAUUGCCACUAGCAUGGUGGCCGCUUCCAUGAAAUAUGGUUAGCUGUUCUUCUUCUUCUUCUUCUUCUUCUUCUUCUUCUUCUUCUUCUUUUCGACACACUGGAAUAGUGGGAAAUAUACUGUAUUGACUAUGGAGGACUCAACCUUGAAGAGUAUAGAUGCAGGCUUUUUACUCGAAUUCCCAAUAUAUUCUUUUAUGAUGAUAUGUAAAUUGAUGAGUUCUAGUUCUUAGUUCAUUGAGCAUCA